GAGCAUUAGCAAGAAUUACAGCCAGCAAGGAAACAACAACUUUAAAGAAACGUAAGAAACAAGAAGAAAAUAUCAAGAAAAGUCUGGCUUUAUUUUUUUUUAUUGAAACAUUAGAUCAGCGACAGUAUUUAUUUUAUUAUUUUUAACAGUCGGUAUAAGCUUUUAUUGGAGCUACAGAGGCGCCGGAGCGUAAAAGAAGCGGGAGAGUGGAGCCUAUUGUCAAGGAUUGUCCGGCUCAUCCCCAGCAAUGGUCAAUAUGGAAACCUGCGCUAUGGAUUGCUGCGUGUUGAAAGCGCUGUUGGCAGAGAGAGCUCACAAAUGCCUCAUAUUGGACUGCAGGUCGUUCUUCUCCUUCAGCUCGUGCAGCAUCGUGGGAUCCAGCAAUGUUCGCCUGAGCACUAUCGUCAAGAGGAGGGCGAAAGGCAGCAUGGGCUUGGAGCACAUCGUCCCCAAUGAGGAGCAGAGGUGCCGGCUGGUGGCUGGGAUGUACGAGGCGGUGGUGCUGCUGGAUGAGAGGACAUCAGAGCUGGACAUGCUAAGGAAAGACAGCACCAUGAUGCUUGCAGUCAAUGCCCUGUGCAGGGACUCCAGGGGCAGCAGCAUCUACUUCCUAAAAGGUGGCUAUGAGACAUUUUCUGCACAGUGCCCAGAAUUCUGCACCAAAAACUCUCCUCCAGUGGGUCUGAGUUUGCCUCUUUGUGCCAACAACGUGCCAGGCAGCGCUGACUCCAAUUGUACUCCCUGUGGAACUCCACUCUAUGACCAGGGGGGACCAGUGGAAAUUCUGCCCUUCCUGUAUUUGGGCAGCGCAUACCACGCAUCAAGGAAAGACAUGCUGGAUACCCUUGGCAUUACAGCCCUCAUCAAUGUGUCCGCAAACUGUCCUAAUCACUUUGAGGGCCACUUCCAGUACAAAAGCAUUCCCGUGGAAGACAGUCACAAGGCAGACAUCAGUUCGUGGUUCAAUGAAGCUAUCGAUUUCAUAGACUCUGUAAAAAAUUCUGGUGGAAGGGUGUUUGUCCACUGCCAAGCUGGUAUAUCCCGAUCUGCUACCAUCUGCCUUGCCUAUCUUAUGAGAACUAACCGAGUGAAGCUAGAUGAAGCAUUUGAGUUUGUGAAGCAAAGGAGGAGUAUAAUCUCCCCAAACUUCAGUUUUAUGGGACAGCUUCUUCAGUUUGAGUCUCAAGUGCUAGCACCAUCAUGUUCAGCAGAAGCAGGUAGCCCUACAAUAUCUGUUCUAGAUCGAGGGACAUCCACCACCACCGUCUUCAAUUUUCCUGUUUCUAUACCUGUCCACUCAGGAGCAAACUCUCUCAGUUACCUUCAGAAUCCCAUCACUACAUCACCAAGCUGCUGAGGUACUGAGCAAACAGACACAGACUGUAGCAAAUGGACAAUUUGUGUUUUUAUCAAGUGCAAUAAUUAUUUUUAUAUCCAACACUUUUAUUUUACCUCCUGUUGAGUUAAAGGAGCAACAUGUACUUUGAGCCAGUUGAACUGGUAAAACUACAAAAAAAACCAAACUGACAUGACUUGUUGGACAAUAUUUUAGAUGCUUAUCCUAACCACUAAGGAAGUCAAGAAAAACAGGUCACAAUUGCCUUUUGUGUUUUUGUCCCGUUUUUAUUUGUUAUCACCCUUUUUGGGGGGUGAUUUAGCAGUAUUUUCAUUCCUGAACUCCUUUUUUAUUGUUGAUUGAUGAAGAGAGGCUGCUGCCUAAACCUGUAAUAUAAUAUUUAUUCUGCAAGCUGUGUCCUGCCUACAGAAGCCUAAGAUUUCAGCUUUUCAAAGAAGCAAAGAAAGAGAUACCUCAGUAUUUUCUGGUACUGUAAUUCCUGUGUGUAAUUCAAGACCAGCUUCAGUUUCCAAAGCACUGAUGUCAAAGCACUAGGCCCUAGCCUUCUUCAGAGUUUGCGGACUAUUGUGUGUGUGUGUGUAUAUGUUUGUGUGUAUAUGUAUAUACAUAUAUACACAUAUAUAUACUUGUAUGCUAUGAUUUUAUUUAUGAUGCAAAAUAAUAUAUAUCUUCUACUGUGAGGUGAGAAGACGUUCUUAAUACAGAACUAUGACUUUUUAUACUGAUAGAAUAAA
Messenger RNA from Xenopus laevis (African clawed frog), 2091 nucleotides. RefSeq names its product dual specificity phosphatase 1 L homeolog (gene dusp1.L). Gene Ontology annotation, biological process: endoderm formation; negative regulation of MAPK cascade; negative regulation of p38MAPK cascade. Gene Ontology annotation, cellular component: nucleus; cytoplasm. Gene Ontology annotation, molecular function: protein serine/threonine phosphatase activity; MAP kinase tyrosine/serine/threonine phosphatase activity; phosphoprotein phosphatase activity. Lineage: Eukaryota; Metazoa; Chordata; Amphibia; Anura; Pipidae. The record is from RefSeq and is marked provisional.